Messenger RNA from Malania oleifera, 3856 nucleotides. Its product is annotated as N-terminal acetyltransferase B complex auxiliary subunit NAA25. Gene Ontology annotation, cellular component: cytoplasm; NatB complex. NCBI's taxonomy places the organism in Eukaryota, Viridiplantae, Streptophyta, Magnoliopsida, Santalales, Ximeniaceae. The record is from RefSeq and is a predicted model, not a curated record. Gene Ontology annotation, biological process: N-terminal peptidyl-methionine acetylation. Bases 189 to 3245 code for a protein of 1018 amino acids. Gene Ontology annotation, molecular function: protein-N-terminal amino-acid acetyltransferase activity; protein binding. The transcript has 19 exons.
ACUCUGAUUAGGUUUUCCAGACGUUGCUUCGGACUCGCUGACGAAGCCGACGCCCAAACUGAAAGCACAAGUUCACUCGUCGUCACUUUCCCUCCGUCUUGUCUCUCAAAUUCCGUCACCGCGUCAGAGCCACAGAGAGAGGGUUUCUACUUCGAGCAUUUCUGGACUGAAGUCCUCACGGGAGGGAAAUGGCCUCGAAGUUUGGGAUGGCCGGCGGCAUACCGGAGCGUCGGGUGCGGCCGAUAUGGGACGCCAUCGAUUCUCGGCAGUUCAAGACCGCUCUAAAGCUCUCGCAGUCACUCAUCUCCAAGUACCCCAACUCGCCUUACGCUCUUUCGCUUAAGGCUCUAAUUUUGGAAAGGAUGGGGAAACUUGAUGAAGCACUAUCUACUUGCCUAAGUGCCAAAGACCAAUUGUAUACCAAGGAUUCCAUUUUGGUUGAUGAUCUUACUCUCAGCACAUUGCAAAUUGUAUUCCAGCGACUUGACCGCUUGGAUCUGGCUACAAGUUGUUAUGAGCAUGCUUGUGGCAAAUUUCCUAACAAUUUGGAAUUAAUGAUGGGGCUUUUCAAUUGUUAUGUUCGCGAGUACUCAUUUGUGAAGCAGCAACAGACAGCAAUUAAAAUGUACAAGAUUGUUGGUGAAGAAAGAUUUUUGCUAUGGGCAGUUUGUAGCAUUCAGUUGCAGGUGUUUUGCGGCAAUGGGGGUGAGAAGCUGUUACUCUUAGCUGAAGGUUUACUCAAGAAGCACAUUGCCUCCCAUAGCUUGCAUGAGCCAGAAGCUCUUAUUGUUUACAUCUCAGUAUUGGAACAGCAAGCUAAAUAUGGGGAUGCUUUUGAAGUCCUCUCUGGGAAAUUAGGAUCCCUUCUAAUGAUUGAAGUUGAUAAGCUGCGGAUACAGGGGAGGCUUCUUGCUCGGGCAGGUGACUAUGCUGCUGCUGCCAAUAUAUUUCAGAAAAUUUUAGAAUUAUGUCCUGAUGAUUGGGAGUGUUUCCUUCAUUAUCUAAGCUGUUUGCUGGAGGAUGACAGCAGCUUGUGCAAUGGGGCUACGAGUGAUCCAGUCGAUCCAGCUAAAUUUGCAGGCUGCAAGUUUUCUCAUUUGACGGACGAAGUGUUCAGUUCUCGUUUGUCAAAUGCAUCCACUUUCGUGCAAAAGUUACAAACAGAAGUUAGUAGUGAAGUUGUGCGAUGUCCUUACUUGGCAAUUCUUGAAAUUGAAAGGCGGAAGCACUUAUAUGGAAAAGGGGAUGAUGACAAGUUAAUAGAGGCUCUAAUGCAAUACUUUUUCAGGUUUGGUCACUUAGCCUGCUUUGCUUCUGAUGUUGAGGUAUUUCUUCAAGUCUUAACUCUUGACAAAAGGACAGAGCUUUUGGAGAAACUGAAGGGAAGCUGUGACUCCCUUUCAAUGGUGCCAAUCAAGAUGCUUGGGAAAUCAAUAACUCUUUUUAAAAUUCAAGAGUUGAUUGGUAACACUUUCAAGCUACCUGUUGAUGAACUUGUGGGCUCUGCUGAAAAAAUGGUGGAAAUGUAUUGCAAAAACCUUCCUCUUUCAAAGGAGUUGGAUCCACAGGAGAGUAUGCAUGGUGAAGAGCUUCUGUCCAUGGCAUGCAAUCUGUUGAUUCAGUUAUUUUGGCGUACCAGGGAUCUUGGCUAUAUACUGGAAGCAAUCAUGAUUCUGGAAUGUGGCUUGACUAUCAGAAGAUACGUAUCGCAGUACAAGAUUUUAUUGUUGCACUUAUAUUCUCACUUGGGUGCCUUCUCAUUAGCUUACGAACGGUAUAAAUCCCUGGACGUGAAGAAUAUCUUGUUGGAAACUGUUUCACACAAUAUUGUGCCGCAGAUGCUGAUAUCUCCCCUCUGGACAGAUUUAAAUUAUAUUCUAAAAGAUUAUCUCAAGUUUAUGGAUGAUUACUUCAGAGAAUCUGCAGAUCUUACGUUUCUUGCAUAUCGCCAUCGAAAUUACUCAAAAGUUAUUGAAUUUGUUCAAUUUAAAGAGCGGUUGCAACGCUCUAAUCAGUAUUUAAUGGUGAGGGUUGAAGCACCCAUUUUACAAUUAAAACAGAAUGCAGAAAACAUAGAAGAAGAGGAGAGUGUGCUCGAAAACCUGAAGUGCGGAGUUCACUUUCUUGAGCUCUCAAAUGAGAUUUGGAGCAAAUCUUUGACUUUCAAUGAAGAUUUGCAGUCUCGACCUUGGUGGACACCAACCUCAGAUAGAAAUUAUCUUUUAGAACCGUUUGAAAAUGUUUCCUAUUGUCCUAGAGAAGAACUGCAGCAACUCACAAAAGAAAGGGAAACAAACGUACGAAAGGUUAUUGAGAGGAGAUCCCUUCUUCCCCGGUUGAUAUAUUUGUCUAUUCAAUGUGCUUCGACAUCACUCAAAGAAAAUGUUGAAGCCAAUGGCUCUGCAUCUGAUCCAAAAAUCUUUCUAGAGCUAAAGAUCUUGCUUGAGCGCUAUGCAAAAUACUUUGGUUUGCCUUUCAGUGAUGCAGUAGAUUUGGUGGUUGGGGUUUCAACUGGUUCAAAGUCUUCUGAGGUUCUUAACAGGAACAUGGUCGACUGGUUAAAUUUUGCGAUAUUUUUGAAUGCGUGGAACUUAGGUUCUCAUGAACUUGGGUCAACUGACCAAGAUGAACACAAGCCUGGUAUUUGGCACAUUGUGGAUUCAUUGCUGUGCAAGUGUAUACUAGAGAAGGUCAGAUCCAUGGGGCUCCUCUCCUACUCUGCUGGGGUUGAUCUCCCAAUUUUGCUGCAGUUGAUUUCAGAAUCCUUGGCUUGGCAUAGUCUUCUCAUCCAGUCAUGUGCUCGAUCAGCCACACCAUCUGGAAAGAAGAAGAAGAAAAGUGGGCCUGCAGAUCAGUUGACCUCUCCAAUCUCUCGUGCAAUUCGGGUUUCGAUUCAGUCUUUGUGUGAUAUAGUAGAAGAGGUGUCAAAAUGGCUGAGAGAAAAGAUAAACCAGUCAGAGGAUGAAAACUUGGAAACCAUACUGUCCGCCCUCCAUAGAAAUGGGCCGACAGAUGAAAGGCCCGGGCAAGUACUCCGGACUCUAGAAACUUCAAUCUCAUGCAUGAGCGAUUCAGAACUUGGUGAUUGGACCGUACAAGCACUUAAGUUGUGGAGCCCCAUUGACGUUGCAAGGAAAAUACUAUCUGGGCAGAGGGAAGUACUAUCUGAGUUUCUUCAAAUUUGUGAAUUGAAAUUGAAAUCAUUGCAGGCAUUGAGGCAGCAUAUAUGGCAGAUUCAAGCUUGAAGAUGGUUCAAUACAUUUCCUUUACAAUCUCUCCUGUUAAGCAGAUAGUUACCAGGCAGCUCGAGUCUAGCAGUUUACUCCUGGUUCAGUACACUCCGUUCCUUUGCAGUCUCUCUUGUUAAGCAUCCAACUACCAGGUAAUUAAAGUCUAGCAGUUUACUAUUUGGCAUGCAGAAUGAUUUUCUUCUCUUUUCUGGUAGUAUGGCCGUAUACCGUUCACCUGGACUUUUGCCUGGUGUUGCUCUGCCCCACCCUUGGGGUCAAUGGAUCUGAUCUGGUCUAAGCUAUUAGCUGCUUGGCCUCUGAGAGAGUUAGCAGAAUUCAGAGUUUGAGUUUGUGCUAUUUCAGCUUGUAUUUGUUUGCGAGGGAGGGGUUUGGUUUCCUUUCCAAUAGAUGUGUGGGAUAAACUUCGAGAUUGACUUGCAAUUUAUUUAUUUGUUUUGGGUGGUUUUCUUAAAAUCCAUUUUCCUUAUAUUUCCCCAGUAGACUUUCCGCCAAAGACAAGAAGACACUUUUUUUUUUUUAAUGUUUUUUAAAUUUAAGGAGGUGUCCAUGUUUAUGUACGCAUGUAUCCUUUUUCGUAAAUAAUUAUUUUAGCUGUGCAAUAUUCA